UCAGCUUCGACCACCCAGCUGCAGGAACAAGGCAAAGACUUUUUACCUAUAUCACUCCUCAUUAAUCCACCUAACAACAACCCCCAAUAUCAUCCACCAAGUCCAGUCAUCAACAAGACUUCACACCAGCAAAAUGUCCUUCCAUUCCACCCCCUCCAUCACAACCCUCUACCCCGAAUACACCACCACCACCCCCCUCGACCACCUCCGCUCAACCGCCUACUCCUACCUCGACGCCCAAUCCCACACCUACCUCGACUACACCGGCUCCGGCCUUUGCUCCUCCGUCCAACUCGCCGCCCACGAAGCCCGGCUCGCCUCCACUUUAUACGGCAACCCGCACUCCGUCAACCCCACCUCCGAAGCAGCCACCAUCGCAGUCGAGCAAACCCGCAAGAGGAUACUAAAGCACUUCAACGCCGACCCAGCAGAAUAUGCGGUAGUCUUCACUCCGAACGCUACGGGCGCGGCGAGGUUGGUCGGGGAGGGGUAUCAGUACCGACGGGGGGGAAGGCUGGUGUUAAGUGCGGAUAAUCAUAAUAGCGUUAAUGGGCUGAGGGAGUUUGCGAGGAGGCAUGGGGGGGGGGUGAAGGUUGCUUGUGUGGGGAUUGAUACAACUGGGGCGAGGGGGCCGAGGGGGGAGAUGAGGAUUAGAGAGGAGGAGGUGGUGAGGAAGUUGCCGAGGUAUACGGGGGUGGGAGGGGGGGUGAGGAAGGUGGUGCAAGUGGGGAAGGACGUGGGGAAGGAGGCGGGAAGGGGGUGUUUGGGGCGGUUCUCUUCUUCUUCUAGAUCGGGGAAGAUAUUGCUGCCGACGUCUGCGUCAGAGAAACACCAUUACCAUCACCAUCAACAACCGGCGGAGAAGAAGGAGGGAACUGGAAGCGAAAGGAGAAACGGCCUGUUUGCGUACCCGGCUCAAUCCAACUUCACUGGCGUCAGGCACCCGCUUCACUGGGUGCCACUAGCUCAGUCGCGAGGGUACGACGUCCUGCUUGAUGUCGCUGCCUACUUGCCUACCUCCCGCCUCGAUCUCUCAGGGGACAUCAAGCCCGAGUUCAUCAUCGUGUCAUGGUACAAACUCUUCGGCUACCCCACCGGCGUCGGCAGUCUCAUCGUCAAGCGCUCUGCCCUCGCCAAGCUCUGCAGGCCUUGGUUCAGCGGUGGUACCGUUAAGGCGGUCACCGUUGGAGUAAAGUGGCAUCAGCUCAGCGACCGGCUAGAAGAAGCCUUCGAGGACGGGACGGUCAACUUUCUGAGUAUCCCCGAAGUGGCUGUGGGGUUGGAUUGGUUAGAUUCCAAGGACAACCCCCCUCCUUCUUCUAGUCCUGGUCCUGGUCCUGGUCCUGGUCCUGGUUCAGACGGAGAGAGUGAGAGGGAAAGGUACCUCUACAGAGUAGGAGGCAUGGAAAUCCUCGAGACGCGCGUCCGGUGUCUAACCGGGUACUUUCUGGAAAGAUUAAAGAACCUGCGCCACAGCGACGGCCGACCAAUGGUUGAAAUCUACGGCCCAACAGAAAAUAAAAUGCGCGGAGGCAGCGUGGCGUUUAACCUGCUCGAUGCGCGCGGGCAGUACGUCGAUGAGCGACUUGUUGCGUUCGAGUCGGCGGCCGCGAGGAUUAGUCUGAGGACGGGCUGUUUCUGUAACCCCGGCGCGGGCGAGGCGGCUUUUGGGUUGGAUAUUUGGGCGUCGUUUUUCAGGUUGCCACUCCCAAAACUGUGGAGCAUGUGGAGAGGCCAGGGGAGGGAUAAGAAGUUGAGCUUCGAGGAACUACUGAGGGUGCUGGGGUUGCCGACGGCUGGGGGGAUAAGGGUUAGUUUUGGGGUGGCGAGUAAUGUGAGGGAUGUUGAUUGUUUUUUCGGGUUUGUGGAGAAGACUUAUAGGGAUCGAGUGACGGGGAAGGAGGGGUUGCCGGAUAGGCAAGGGUGCUGAGAGCAAGAAAGGUUAAGGGUUGGGAUGUAGAAAGGAUGGCAAUAGAAGAAAUGCAAAUAAAGUUGAAAGACGUUGCUGGCGACCUCAGAAUGUGUGAUGGAGCAUGUUUCCACUUCGUUGUGGAGGGACUCAGCUGUGUCUUUCUUGCGGCUUGUCGGAUAAGAAGGAUGACGCUUUGAGUAGAAUAGGUACCCUUUGGGCCGUUCUUACUGUGCUUUUGCUCCUUGUUUGGUCUCUUGUGUUGGUGUUGAGGUGGGAAGCCUGGAGGACGUUGAAUGAGGCUUGGGGUCGAGAGAUGUGAGAAAAGUGGGUCAAAAAGUGCUUUCAGCUACAGUGGGCAAGCGCUGUAUUUCAGCGGUCUUUCAGGUACGAAUCGACGCAAUGAGGUCAAAAGUGGAGCCCCGCGUUAUCGAUGUCAUCCGCCUUGAC
Molecule: messenger RNA, 2359 nt
Organism: Neurospora tetraspora
Lineage: Eukaryota; Fungi; Ascomycota; Sordariomycetes; Sordariales; Sordariaceae
Product: pyridoxal phosphate-dependent transferase
Exons: 1
Coding region: 134-1930 (598 amino acids)
Source: RefSeq, a predicted model, not a curated record